Molecule: messenger RNA, 8906 nt
Organism: Homalodisca vitripennis (glassy-winged sharpshooter)
Lineage: Eukaryota; Metazoa; Arthropoda; Insecta; Hemiptera; Cicadellidae
Product: mucin-5AC-like
Biological process (GO): glucose metabolic process; beta-D-galactose catabolic process via UDP-galactose, Leloir pathway
Molecular function (GO): aldose 1-epimerase activity; carbohydrate binding
Source: RefSeq, a predicted model, not a curated record
UCUCUAUCCAUUAUAUCCUACUGAAACUGACAAACGCUGAAACGCCUGCAGAGGGGCAGCCAGCCAAGAAGAAAAUGGACCUAGGAGUGAAUGUGUGUGAAGAUGCAUUUGGAGACGAUGGCACAGGUCGUGCCGUGCGCCGCUUCACUCUGACUAACGAGUACCGCAUGAGCGUACAAGUGAUCACCUAUGGCGCCACCAUCACCUGCAUCAAGGUGCCGGACAAACGGGGCAAUGUUGAUGAUGUUGUCCUCGGCUACGAUGAUAUGAGUGGUUAUCUGUCAAACACAAACCCAUACUUUGGAGCAACAAUCGGAAGAGUGACUAACAGAAACUUAUCCAAAGAUUUUCUCUUCAACCAGCAACACAUUUCUCUCACCAAGAACGUGGGAGGGGUGCACCUACAUGGGGGCUUCAAGGGAUUCGAUAAGGUAAUAUGGGAUGCGGUGAUGGAGGAGGACCGCGUAAUUAUGACAUAUCUCAGCCGGGAAGGAGAGGAGGGCUAUCCGGGUGAUGUGCUGACCACCGUCACCUACCAGCUGACAGCAGAUAACCGUCUGAUCAUCGGAGUGCGGGCCUCCGUCACCAAACCCACCCCCGUCAACAUCACCAACCACAGUUACUUCAACUUAGCAGGACAUGCCUCAGGAUCGAGUGGCCUACUUAACCAAUUUGUGUCAGUGAAUGCGGAUAAGUAUACCCCUCUUGAGAACUUUAUAGCCACUGGAGAGAUCCGAGAUGUGGCCGGGUCCGGGUAUGAUCUACGGAUUCCACAAAAGCUUUCCGAAGCUUUUAAGACUUUGGACACUGACGGUUACGACAUCAACUUCUGCCUGAACAACAGCAUCGUGCAACCAGGCUUCAACUUUGCUGCCAGACUUACAGACCCUGAGAGUGGUCGAUUUCUGGAUGUCCACACUGACCAGCCAGGUCUCCAGGUCUACACCAGCAAUGGAAUGCCCACCAUUAGGGGCAAGCGGGAUGCUACCUAUGGCAAGCACAGCGCCAUCUGCUUUGAGACUCAGAACUACCCCAAUGCCAUCAACAUUGAAAAAUUUCCAAACUCCAUCGUGAAGCCAGGCACGGGACUAUGUUCACUACAACAGCCUACUCGUUUGGCGCCAUCCCUGACCCCGAUCUCCAGCCGACUUGUAGGAGAGGUGAGCAGUCCACGUCAGUAUGAAAGUUGUCUGCCCCGCCCUGUCCCUGCAGCAGCCCUCGCUCGCUGCGCUCACCUCUCCCCGGCCCUACGCUCACUCAGUCGCCGCGACCCGAGAUGUGACAGUGAAUGUGCGCGAGUGUCCGUGUCUGCGCGUGUGUACACACCUAACCUAUCUCCGACUGCUCCUUCAACUCACUGUGCCAUAUCCUUGAACAUGAAGAUAUGGUGUGUGAGCUGUGCGCUGGCAGCCAUCCUGGUCCUGGCUCAGGCGCAGAGGCGGGGAUCUAGACGAUUUGACAUUUCCCAGGUCUCAGAAUCACCAACAGAGAACAAAGAACCACCGCCUAUAAACGGACACAGAUUUGAUAGUCGCAGACAAACACAUCAACAUGAGAACAAUGAGAGGUUCCAGAGCAGAACAAGGAGUAGAAACAGAGACGAUGACCAGCUUCCAGAUGUCUCCUCAGAGUUUAGGAGGAGAGGUUCGAGACAGGAACAAGUUCCUCAAACCGUUACCUUGAAGCAACAAUCAAACGUUCGUAGAGGUAAGGAAUUGAAUUUAAAACCACCCAGUGAACCUGACAUUCCAACAAGAGAGAGUUUUGAAAGUGAAUAUCAAAAAUCAAAUACUAACAGUAGAACAAGAGCAAGGAACAAUCAAGAAUUCCGAAGUAGUAGAAACCGUUCAACCAAAACUGAUUCUACAACUUCAAAUUCUGAAAGUGAAUCAAGCAAUUCUCGUAGUAAUAAUAGAUUUAGUGGUUCAAGAGAAAGUGGUAGUAGAACAAAUAAUCAAGAAAGUAAGGUGAACCGAAAUAUUGCAACAAAUCAAAGGAGGCCUUUACUUCCUGUCACAAGUAUAUCACCAGAAGAUGUAACUUUUCCAAGCAGAUCAAGGGCAAGGUUUACUUCAAGUUCAGAUGAGUCAGUCUCUUUACCAUCGAGAGAUAAUAGUAGAAAUGUACAGAGAGGCUCAUUUGAAAUAACCCGUGGACGGUCAAGAGAGUCAACUCUGUCAGAAAGAACAACUCCUAGUAGAUCCAGUAUUAGUGAUGGUACACCAUCAAGAGGAACAGUCAGAGGAAGAGAACCUUCUGUACAAAAUAACGCUAGGUCUCAAACUUCAACAAGAUCAAGAAGUGAUUCUACUUCAACUAGAAACAAAGCAUUUUCAGAUCCUCCAAGACAAGAUGUUGAAGCAACAUCUGGUAGAAGAAGGAAUUUAGAUAAUGAAAGAUCCAAAACAACGGCGAUUACAAAUUCAAAUGUUAGUUCAGGCAGAACAUCAAUUCCAUCAAGAGAAGAAACAGCACAAACUGUUACUGAAAUAAAUGAUAAGUUAAUCACAAAACCCCUUUUAAGUAGUUCAGACAUGCCUGAAAUAGUUGAAGAUGUAGCUGUAUCUUCUGAAAGUGAUAAACUCUUAGAAGGUAGUGUAGAACCUAUACCAACAGCGUCUAAUGACAUUCUAAUAUCUUCAGAUCAAAAACUCUCUGUAGAUCCCAAAAGUAAUCCUGAUUUAGAAACAACAAAAUUAUUUUCUGAAAUUCCAAAAGAAAACACUCAUAAGAAAACAUUGCAUGGUAGAUCAAGGGGUAGAGGAAGUGAAAGUUUAGUCGAAGUAGAAACUGAUUCAGUGAAUAAAGAAUUACCAAGAACUAAUCAAAGAUCCCGGCAAAGGACUAAAGGACUUGAUGUAGAAUCAAGACUUUCAUCUAGAGGAAAAACUUCAAAAACUGCAUCAUCAGAUUCUUUUAAUGGAGAGAGAUCUAGCCAGAGAACUAGAGGCAACACUCAGCGUAGCAGACAGUCAGCACAAGAACAGAAUAUUCAAGAUAUCAAAAAUAGUUUCAGAUCCAGAACUAAUGUACCUACAUCAAGAUUAUCAAAUGAUAAAUCCAAUAACAAUGAAGAAUUAAGAAGUGGAACAGCCAACCGACGUCAAGGGAGCGUGGAAACUACAUCUCAACUAAUUGACAGUCAGGGACCUUCAAGAGGAUCUUUUAAAUCAGGAGGACGGAGAAAUUUGUCUAAAUUGCCAACUGAAUCAGAAACCACUAUGAAACCAUCAAGAGGUAGAGGUCAUUUCAAGGAAGGAAGUGGGAAACUAAAUGAAAAUGAAAAGAGUUCUGCCGCCGGCAAGGAUGAUGAGGUCAGGGACGACGAUAAUUAUCCUGACGUGUACAAACAACUAAAGAAAGCUGGAAAUGGACCGAAAGAGAUUCUGGCUCUGUUGAUGGCACGCAAAAAGCAGCGGGAAGCUCAACAAGCUCAACGUAAACAGCUCAGCACUCCUGAGCCUACCACUACGCCAGCUCAUCUUCUGCCUGAGGUUACAUCGCUAACGCAGGAUCUGAAUACUGAGGAGGACAAUGUAAGGCCAUCUUUAGAAUCGCCGUCAGUGCGACGUAAACAAUCGAUUGCAGAUAAGGAACAAACUGUCACUGAGAGCAAAGUGUUCCAGGCCACCUACAGACAGCGGAGCAUUCCCAGCCGAAACAACAGGGAGGACACCAACCAUCUAGAACAAGCAAAAGAGAAUAAAGUCUCUAGAACCUUUCGGUCUCGUUCAGAGAGCAGUCGCUCCCAGAAAUCGUCACCAGACAGAGUAAAAAAAAACUAUGACAGUAGUCAGAAAUAUUCGGCAAAAGUCAGAGGCGUGAGUGACAAAAUCAGGGAACCAGAAGUGGUGGAAAAGUUUGAAAAACAAACUAAAAGAGAACAAUUGGCAUAUAAAACACUAAAUGACUUUGGACUCGAUCCGAAAACCUUAGAAACGACUGAACCUGUGACUGAACGUGAGAGGUUCGUCCCUUCAUCGAGAAGAGCUAAGGCAUUCAAAGCAACGACCGAAGGAUUAAACGAAGAAAUACAGAGGACAACGACAUUCAAGCCUAGGUAUCAACUCUAUGAGGCAAAGAAUAGGAAGAAACUUUUAGAAAAGAGAUUUGGAGGGAAGGACAGCCAAUUAAAUAACGAGGAUCUACAAACAUUUGCUUCAGUUUCAGAGGAUGAUACAGAAUCGAGAACGAAGAAGUUAAAGUUUGGGGCAGCAUCUCGGCCGCCGUAUACUCCACCACGCAAGCCCACCACUCCUCUGCCCUACUCCCGUCCAACCCAAAGGGCGGGAUACCCUGGGCGGUUCAAGGGCAGACAGUCAGCUGUAUACCGCAGCUCUUCUCUUUACCAGUCAUUGACUGAAGACCAGGAGCCAGUCACUGUUCAGUUCUUUGAACUGGAAGCUAGAGCACCAAAGUUAGAAUCUGCCAGUCUUGUUACAGAGGCUCCCUCUGUAGCCUCUACUUCAUCUUCGGAGGCGACUUCUCCAGCUACUUCCUCCACUGAACCAGCUUCUACAGAGUCUCCUCUGGACAACAAUGUAAUCGAUGAUGAACUAAUUAUUCCUUCUACAUCCAGUACCACCACUCCUUCCACAACCACAACCACAACAACAACAUUACAACCUACAACCACAACUCAGAAACAAACCACUACUACACAAACACCAUCCACAACCAGUACCACCACCACCACCACUACUCAAAAACCAACAACUACUACUACAACCACCACCACUCCAAAACCAACAACAACCACUACUACAACCACCACUACUCCAAAACCAACAACAACCACAACUACAACCACCACCACUCCAAAACCAACAACAACAACCACUACCACUACCACCACCACCCCAAAACCAACAACAACCACUACUACCACACCAAAACCAAUAACCACCACAACCACACAAAGAGCAACAACAACUACUACCACUAAAAAACCAACAACUACCACCACUACACGAAAACCAACCACACAGAAACCAGUUAACACUACAAAAAAACCAAUAACUACUACCAAAAAAUCAUCCCACACCACUAAAAAACCCAAUGCAACAGUAAAACCCACAAGUACUACCACAAAGAAACCAAACACAACGAAGAAACCACCGUCCGCUCCCAAACCUCCUCAACAACAAAAACCACUCCCUCCCUCUUCAACCAUUCAGCCUCUAACCACUGCCAAAGUUCAGUUAACAGCAAGAGCAUACAUUCCUGAGAGGCCGGCAGUAUCAACAGUACCAGAAAUGAUAAUAACGUCAGCUCAGACCUUCCAGCCGUCAACCUUUGGAGUUAUUCCUCGUAAUACAGCACCUCCCCAGAUUCAGAGUUCUCCCGAUUACAUUGCCUACGCUCUAUUGCCCAACAACACGUUAGUGCGCAGAGUUGCUCCAAGGUCCACCACACCUCCCACUGAGCUGCCGUUUGUGGUCUAUGGACUGUACCCCAAUGGAACAAUUGUGAAGAGAUAUCCAAAUGGAACGGUGGUCCCAGAUGAUCCUUCCCCAGAGUCAAACGAACUGGUCGCUGAAGUUGACCCCCUAAACAAGCAGGAACUGAGUAACAUCCUGGAGCGUGAUCGACCACUUGCAUACCUGUACCCUUCCUCUACUGCCACGACACCUGUAUUUAGUUCUUCAGCUGAAGCAAGAACUAUUGAUACACUUACAACCUCUAUAACAACAACAACAUCAACUGAAAUUCCAACUACCACAACUACUACAACAACUGAAUUACCUUCAACUACAACAACCAUGAAGCCCUCUACUACAACAACAACAAAGAAACCUACGACUACAACAAAGAAGCCCACAACUACAACAAAGAAACCAACAACAACAAAAAAAAACCUACAACUACCACUAAGAAACCUAACUACCACUAAGAAACCUACAACUACCACUAAGAAACCUACAACAACAACUAGGAAACCGACAACUACAACUACUACAACAUUAAAACCUACUACAACUACCACUACCACCACUACUCCAAAACCCACAACAACGACAACCACUACUACAACUACUCCAAAACCAUCAACAACGACAACAACCACCACUACUCCAAAACCCACAACGACAACCACUACUACAACUACUACCCCAAGACCAACAACCACUACAAAGAAACCUGUGACUACAACUAAAAAACCAACUACUACAUCGCAAAAGCCAACAACUACAACUAAGAAACCAGCAACUACUACAACCACAACUACCACCACAACCACAACUACCACCUCAACCACAACCACUACUACCACGCAAAAAACAACAACUUCAACUACUCAGCAGCCAACCACGAAAGUUGCAGAAGAAACCACUUUAAGGUCUCCUGAAACUGUCUCAUCUUCUAGUGACAUUUCUGCUGAUUUUGCUCUUCUUAACAGUUUGCUGCAGCUACAAAGUGACAACAGUGUUGCCAGCAACAGCAUAGCUCCAGUGGAGACCUCCUCCCCACUUCCUCCCACAGGUGCUGAGGAUGAUGAAUUGGCCAAUCGGAUUAUUCAGCUGGCUAUUGAGCGUGCCCAGUCUACCACAGAAAGUUCAUCUUCAUCAGAAGGCUUCGACCUUCAACAGUUGUCAUCUAGCCCUGAACCGAGCUUCGAGCGAGAUGCCAAAAGUCUAGCACCUCCUCUUAUUGACUCCAUGAGCCUUGAAACAUCCUCCAAACCUGGUGGCAAGAUCUCUCUCUGGGUUGUGCCUGAAACUGAAACCGAACAAACAACAAAAGCGCAAAAGCUGACGCCAGAGGAGGAGCAGGUGCUGACGGCUCUCUUGGCUGCGCCGCAACCCACCUCCGGCAUCAGUGUGAGGGAUCAGCUCCUCUUGGCUGAGCUUCUGGCAGCAGGCAACAAUGGGGGAGCAUCGAUAUCGACAACCAAGAGACCUCGAAAGAAGAAGAAGAGACCCACAACUCCAGCCCCGCCUCCUCCCAUAUCUCCUUUGGCUGCUCUGUUUGGACAGGGAGGAAGGGGUGGAGGCUUAUUUGGUUCUGGGGCAGUUCCUGAGGCUGCAGAAGGAGACGACCAGUCUGGAGACUACCAGAGGCCUCAGGGUGGGCUGCUGGUGAAUGCUGCUAUCAAUAUCACCAGGGCAGUCUCCCAGUUCAUGGGUUUGGUCCUGCAGGGGGCUGCUCAAAGCUUCCAGAGUUUCCUGGCAGCCAGGACCCGUAACUUUGCAGAGUACUUUGCACGAGGAGGAGCCAUCAGCUGAGUGAGUCGCAGCGCAGGUGACCUCAACAGACUAGUCAGUCUCCCGACGGGGGCUAUGUGGGGCCGCAGCAUGUGUUUGACUCUCCCAACUUAAAAACAUGUUGUGGACUCUUUCGGCGGAGCAGAUUCCAUUAACAUUCUGGUGCUCAUGAGGAAACAGUAAUAAGUCAACCGAUAGGAAAUAUUUGAAAAAACAUUUAAUUUAAUCUCACAUUUUCAACACUUAACCUAAGCAAGUCUGAUAAAUAAUGUUUUUACAUAUUUUUAUUUGCUGAACUACAUGUGCCAUUGUAAUUACCAUGAAAAUCAGGUUCCAUAUAAAAAUAGAGUAAGUGAUACACAGCGUUGUUAUAGGAUUUCAAAGAACUCUACCUGGGUUGUGAAUUUUGCUCUAUCGAAUAUGUUUAGCACAAAAGUAUAAUUGUGUUAUAUUUAGCAGUAAUAAGUUAGGCUGUAAUUUGAUUUGGCUUCUUUUCACACUCUUAGAAAAGAAAUAGUAUGUUAUGGAUACUGUGAUAGAUUUUUAAUUUUGUUUAUUUUUAAGCGGGGUAUUCAAAAGUAUUUAGUGUAAGCUGUUGUACUCCAAGCUUAAAUGUGUAUAUCAAUCAAAAUUGGACUGUAAAUAUAAUCUACCUAUAAGAACUUACAAAAGUUUUAAAUUACCUGUAAAACUUCAAAAUAUUAUUUUCAAGAAAAUUAGUUACAAUAUUAAUUAAUGUAUAAGAUGUUUUUAGUCAGUUAGUAGUGUUAUUAUUGUGUUAUAUAUAUAUAUUAUGAAAGUUCUAACGAAUCCAAGUUUACCAUCAAUGAAUCAAUGUGCAGUUAGGCAAUUCUUUCUGUUCAAACAGCAGAAUUUGUAGAGCAAUAUUAAGUAACAUAUAUUAUUUAAUAAAUAAUGUUUAAAUCCUACAAUUAAAAUCUAUUACUUAUAUUUCAUUUGAGGUAAAAUCUGUUGUAUAUAUGAUGGCAUUACAAGAAUUUUCUAAUAUCAUUAGGUGUUUGUUUUGCUCAAAAAAUUAAAGCAUUUCAAGGAAAAAUUAUUAAUAUACAACUAGCAUCCUAUUUUUGGACUUUGUGUUUUUUUAUAUUUAUAAAGGCUUUUAUAUAAAAUUACACUAUACAUAGAAUCAAAAUCGUUACUUUUUCAAAUUAAUUUGUCAGUAAUACAUAAUUUUAUAGAGUUAAUAUGAUAUUAUUAAUGUAUUUUAAGGAAUAAACUCAUUCGUUCAAUUCCAUUAUGCAAUGCAAAACUGAAAUUAAAAGAGUGUAAACUUUUUUUCAACCAUGUUUGGAUUUACUUCAAAUUAUUUCGCUUUCUUCCUAUUUAAUAAAUUAAAAUUUAGUAAUAAAAUUUGUGAGGGGAUAAAUGACUAUUGUGAAAUAUUAUAAAAAUAUUAAUCUGCAAAAUUGAAACAUUUCAUGUUUUCUAUGUUUAAUGUUUUGUUUUGAUUAUAUUUCACCCUGAAAGUUCAAAUAAUUUAGUGAUAAUACAGACUUAUUAAAUUAAAUUGUUCCAUGUAUUAUAUAAAUUGUAGCAAAUUUUUAUUUUUAAUUUUAUACUUUGUGUUUGUAAAUUUCUUUAAACACUUUUAGGAUAUAGCGUUAUGUAAAUAGACUUUGUGAAUAUAGAUGUAACAAAAUGGUUUUGUAUAUAAAUUAGUAAUAAAGCAAUAUAAACAAG